Molecule: messenger RNA, 492 nt
Organism: Chroicocephalus ridibundus (black-headed gull)
Lineage: Eukaryota; Metazoa; Chordata; Aves; Charadriiformes; Laridae
Product: parathyroid hormone 4-like
Exons: 2
Coding region: 1-492 (163 amino acids)
Biological process (GO): bone mineralization
Cellular component (GO): extracellular region
Molecular function (GO): hormone activity
Source: RefSeq, a predicted model, not a curated record
AUGUUCCUGCCCCAGAGAUCUCUGCAGAUGGUUACAUUUUUCGCAGUUCUUUUUUUUGCCUGUUUUGCAACAUGUCAAGACACUGAAAAUAAGAGAGCGGUGACAGAGCAUCAGCUCAUGCAUGACAAAGGGAGGGCGUUUCAAGGGCUGAAGCGCCUGAUGUGGCUCCACAACGCCCUGGGUAGCGUGCACACAGCCAGCAGCAGGGAUAUUUCGCUCUCAAAUGCCAUGUGGGAUUCACAGAAGAGCCCAGAUGCCUCGGAUCUCUACAACAGCGUCAGCGGAGACGAGACUUCAAGCCUGACGAAGCAGCUGCUGGAACUGAAGGAAAAAGAGCAGGGCCUCCCCCCGUUAAAGCAGCUGGAUUUGCUGCAGUACGCAAAGAGCCCAAAGGGUAACUGGAACCCACAAGACCUUUUCAACCUCCUUCAAAUCAAAGAGUUGGGCAGCAAGAGGAAUCCCAGCGCCCUGCCACAGAACAUUUCCCACUAG